GCGACGACGACGCAACCAUCACUACCCUCGCUUCACUACCCGAACAACAACUCUGUUGCAUCAACCCAUCCACCCACGCCACGCCACGACCCACAUGAGCUCGGCAGCAGGCCCCUCGACCUCGCCGCCGCCAGCAACGCAGCCCGGCGGCGUGGUCGUGCAGCCCGCCGACCUGGUCGCUGCGCUGCCCGCCCCGCUUCUGCGCCUGCUGAUCCUGUUCGCAGGCCCGACGUCGGCCCUGCGCGCCGCGCUCGAGAUCCUCGCGUGGAAGCCCGAGCGGAGGCUCGAAUCGUACCUCGUCCUCCUGGGAUGGUGGGCGACGUGCCUCGGCUUCAGCUAUGCGUUUGCGCUCCUCCUCCCGCCGCUCGUGUUCGCGCCGCUCAUCCCCCUCGGCCGGCUGCGGCUGGGCAAGAGCACGACCCCGCCGCUGCAUCCGUCGCCCAACUCGCCGGCGACGAGCGAGACGCUGCUGCUGUCCGUGUCGGACAUGUACCGCAUCCACGCGCUCCUCCCGCCCAACCCCAUCCCGCCGCUGUCGGCAGUGUAUGCGCGCUUCCGGCAGCUCGGCGCGCGCCGCCUCAUCCGCGGCCUGCUGGUCCUCUGGGGCGUGUGGGUCGCGCUAGGCCAUGCCCUCGGCACCCGCGUGCUUCUCGGCCUAGUCGGCUCAGUGCUCAUCCUCGCGCCGAGCCCGCUGCUCUCACACACGGUCCACCUGCUCGCCAAGAGCCUGGCAGUGCGCCGCGCCGUCGCGCUCACCUUUUUGUUCAUUUUUGGAUCGCCACCCGGCGCAGACUACAAGGCGUCUUCGCCACUCGGCUGGCUGCGCGCCAAGUGGGCCGCAAGCCGCACACCAAGCCUCACCCUCGCGUUCACUACAGAGACCGACGCCAACGGCAACGAUGACGACGACGACGACUUUGUCGCAGACGGCAGCCCGAUCUACUUCAAGUUUGAAGUGUUCGAGAACCAGCGCUGGUGGAUGGGGCUCGACUGGACGUCGGCGCUACUCCCGCAGGAGCGGCCAAGCUGGUGCGACUCGCAUCUCCUGCCCGUCUCCCCUCCUGGCUCGUUCGCCCUCCCGCCACCGAGCUCGAUCGACCUCCCGGCGCCGACAAAGUCCGAGCCCCGCGCACAGGUGCGCCGCACGGCGACGUGGCGCUGGAUCGACGACGACUGGGCCGUCGUCCGCAAGGGCGGCGAUGCGGCCGCUGCGCCUGCCGCGCCUGCACCAGUCGUCCCCGCGAUCCCCGAGGACGAGGCCAAGUCGCCGACGACGUCCUCGCGCCCGUCGUCGGGGCUCUUCUCCACGUCCCCAGACGAUAGCCGUACCCCGUCCGCGGCGGAAUCGGCCUUCGCCAAGGGCCUCGGCAGACUCAAGAGCGUGUCGGGCCUUCCUCCCGGUUCGCCAUCCGCCUCGCCGACAAAGACGACCGACAUCCGCCGCCUGCGCGCCGGUUCAGAAGCAGCCUCCGAGGCCAGCGUCGCCGACACGGCCGACGGCACCGGCGCCGGCGCGAUCCCCGAGACGAACGAGGUGACUGACGCCGACGGGUGGGUGUACGGCGACAACAAGUGGGAGAACAUGGGGCCACGGGGUGGCUUGGGCAAGUUCACCCGCCGCCGCCGCUGGCAGCGCCGCGCAGUCUGCACCGAGACAGUCACGCGGAUACCCGAGCUCGCCCCGGCACGGCGGCACACGGACCCGCUGCCGGCGCCAGACACGAACAUCUCCCCGCCCGGCAGCGGCGCGGCUACCCCCGUCGGCCGGGGGCCGAGCCUCAAGUCUGCGCCUGCGCCUGCGCCCGUCGCGCCCGUGACUGCCGACGCUAGUGCCGAGCUUGCCGACGGCGCUUCGUCGGGCGCGUCGUCGGCGCUCAGCCGCGACGACGCGCUCAGGCAGCGCCUGAAAAAGGCCAUGGGGAAUGUCGGGGCGUAGGAAGUAGAUAGACUUGUAGCAUAUGCGAUGGCUGCGGGUGUG
Vanrija pseudolonga is the source of this 1978-nucleotide messenger RNA. It is a transcript of the gene PEX30, whose product is annotated as Peroxisomal membrane protein PEX30. The transcript has 2 exons. Gene Ontology annotation, biological process: peroxisome organization. Gene Ontology annotation, cellular component: peroxisomal membrane. The record is from RefSeq and is a predicted model, not a curated record. NCBI's taxonomy places the organism in Eukaryota, Fungi, Basidiomycota, Tremellomycetes, Trichosporonales, Trichosporonaceae. The coding region runs from base 95 to 1936 and encodes 613 amino acids.